UGCGCGCGAGCCGCGGCCCUCCGGACUGCGCCGCCCGCCGACCGGCCAGCGGGUCCUCAGCCAGAGCGCGGUCCCCAAGUGCGGCGCUCACCGGCCCCGCGCCCCAGCGGCCGGAGUGGACAUGAGGUUGGCAGGCCCCCUGCGCCUCGUGGCCCUGCUGGUCACCAUGGCCCUGACCUGGAUCGUCGUCAGCAUCCUCCUGGGUGGGAAAGGCAGUGGCUUUCCUCGCCUCCAGCAGCUCUUCGCCAGCCCAGAGGACUCGGCGACCGCAGAGCCGCGGGCCAGGAAGUACAAGUGCGGUCUGCCCCAGCCAUGUCCCGAGGAGCACCUGGCCUUCCGCGUGGUCAGCGGGGCUGCUAAUGUCAUCGGGCCCAAGAUCUGCCUAGAGGACAAGAUGCUCAUGAGCAGCGUCAGGGACAACGUGGGCCGAGGCCUGAACAUCGCCCUGGUGAACGGGGUCAGCGGAGAGCUCAUCGCGGCCCGGACCUUUGACAUGUGGGCUGGAGAUGUCAACGACCUGCUGAAGUUUAUUCGGCCCCUGCACGAAGGCACCCUGGUGUUCGUGGCAUCAUACGACGACCCAGCCACCAAGAUGAACGAAGAGACCAGGAAGCUUUUCAGCGAUCUCGGCAGCAAGAACGUCAAGGACCUGGCCUUCCGUGACAGCUGGGUGUUUGUGGGGGCUAAGGGGGUGCACAACAAGAGCCCCUUUGAGCAGCACGUGAGGAACAGCAAGCACACCAACAAGUACGAGGGCUGGCCCGAGGCGCUGGAGAUGGAGGGCUGCAUCCCGCGGAGGCGCGUGGCCGGCUAGCGGCACCCAGAGGCGGCUGCC
Molecule: messenger RNA, 835 nt
Organism: Condylura cristata (star-nosed mole)
Lineage: Eukaryota; Metazoa; Chordata; Mammalia; Eulipotyphla; Talpidae
Gene: FAM3A
Product: family with sequence similarity 3, member A
Exons: 10
Coding region: 122-814 (230 amino acids)
Source: RefSeq, a predicted model, not a curated record